This is a messenger RNA of Salvelinus sp. IW2-2015, 1312 nucleotides long. Its product is annotated as ephexin-1. Gene Ontology annotation, cellular component: cytoplasm; nucleus. Gene Ontology annotation, molecular function: protein binding; guanyl-nucleotide exchange factor activity. Gene Ontology annotation, biological process: activation of GTPase activity. The record is from RefSeq and is a predicted model, not a curated record. NCBI's taxonomy places the organism in Eukaryota, Metazoa, Chordata, Actinopteri, Salmoniformes, Salmonidae.
AUGAGGGAGGAGCUAGAGUCUAACCUGCUAUGUGACAUGUUGUGUGAUGUCAUCCAUCGCCACACCAGCAGCCACUUUGGUGCCUAUGUGGACUACAUCCGUAACAUGCCUUACCAGGAACAGACCAUGCACAACCUGGGCAGGGAGAACCCCCAGAUCAUGGAAAUAUUAAGGAAGCUACAAGAUGACCAACGCUGUUAUCGUCUGCCCCUGAAGUCCUUCCUGGUCCUUCCCUUUCAGAGGAUCACACGACUCAAGAUCCUCGUAGAGAACAUUUUGAAGAGUACAGAGCGGGGGUCAGAGAGGCAGGUGUCUACAGAGAAAGCACUGAGAGCACUCAUAAAGGUAGUUGAGGCCUGCAAUAGGGAGGUGGGGAGGAUGAAGAUGAUGGAGGAAAUCGUUCACAUCGCCAACAAAACUGAGUUUGAAUGCAAGGCCCUGCCCCUGGUUUCUUCCUCUCGCUGGCUAGUGAGACAGGGGCAACUAGCUCAGCUGUCAGAGAAAGAGAACAUCUUUGGUCACCGGAAGCUCUGUCACAUCUACCUUUUCCUCUUCAAUGACCUACUGCUGGUGACCACUAGGAAAGGCAUGGAUCGGUUUGUGGUGCGGGAUCAUGUCCACCGUUCCCUGAUAGAGGUGAGUGAAGGACUGGAGGAGAAGGAGGAUUUGGUGUGUGCUUCAUGGGAGAGGAUGUUCUGCAUAGCUCUGCUGAAGAACCAGAGGGGAACAACAUCUCAGUUGCUGCUGCAGGCGUCCACACACGCAGAGAAGAUAACCUGGAUGGAGAUGUUGAGUCAUCGAGUGGACGGGAUGGAAGGAAUCUAUGAAGAAUGGGACUGUCCUCAGGUACGAUGCACUGAGGUCUACGUAGCACAGCAGCCAGGGGAACUGAGUGUACAGCUGGGUGAUACCGUCAACGUGAUACAGAAAACUGCUGAUGGUUUCCUAGAGGGCAGGAGACUUGUGGACGGUGAGCGGGGCUGGUUCCCGGAUUACUGUGCGGCGCAGGUCACCAAUGAGUACGUCCAGAGAAAACACCUCAGGCAGCGCUACCAUGUUUUACAGACUGCCAACCGCAUCCUGACCCGACGGCACACUGUUCCCCGGGCAACUGCCUGCUUCAGAUAGGAAGGUCUUUCUGAACGAGGUCUGCAUCCCAAAUGGCAUCCUAUCUAUCCCUUAUAUCAGGGCGUUCACACCUGAUUCUAAUAAUUAGACAGUUGAUAAACCUGAAUUAGGUUACUUACAACUGGGGUUGGAGUGAAAAUGUACAGGAGGGUAGCUCUCCAGGAACAGGGUUGGUGUAAACCUA